Molecule: messenger RNA, 15055 nt
Organism: Girardinichthys multiradiatus
Lineage: Eukaryota; Metazoa; Chordata; Actinopteri; Cyprinodontiformes; Goodeidae
Product: protein unc-80 homolog
Exons: 66
Coding region: 159-10430 (3423 amino acids)
Biological process (GO): monoatomic cation homeostasis
Cellular component (GO): axon; cation channel complex
Molecular function (GO): monoatomic cation channel activity
Source: RefSeq, a predicted model, not a curated record
UGCAGCCAUUUUACGCAGGAUGAACCCAAUCAUGUCGUGAGAGAAGCGGGGAGGAAGACUGGCUGGAUCACCUGGACAGAGCCAGGAGCAGCAGCAGCGGAGCUCCCACACAGUCAGCCGGGAAGGAGUACGUCCAGCAGGACUGAUCCAGGGAAAAAAUGGUGAAGAGGAAAAGCCUGGAUGAAAACGAGCCGGAGUGCGGGAAGGGAGUACCGUUCCCUAUCCAGACCUUCCUCUGGAGGCAGACCAGUGCUUUCCUGCGGCCAAAGUUGGGGAAACAAUAUGAAGCCUCCUGUGUGUCCUUUGAGCGGGUACUAGUGGAGAACAAGCUGCACGGGCUGUCACCGGCACUGUCGGAGGCCAUCCAGAGCAUCUCCCGCUGGGAGCUGGUCCAGGCAGCCCUGCCUCACGUCCUCCACUGCACCUCCAUCCUGCUGUCUAACAGGAACAAACUGGGCCACCAGGAUAAGCUAGGCGUAGCCGAGACCAAGCUGCUCCACACGCUGCACUGGAUGCUGCUCGAUGCCGCCCAGGAGUGCAAUCAUGAGCCCAUUCUGAGCCAGGGGUGGUCCCAGGGCGGCAGCAGCAGCAGCGCCUUCCUCCAGCCUGUGGGGAAUCAAGGAUCCUCCCCGGGAGCUCCUGGCUCUGGCUCUGAGUCAGCCCUCGGUGGAUCGGGGCCGCAGCACAGCAGCUCCCUGCUGGAGGACGACGAGCACGCUCGCACCAAGUUGUUCCAGAAGAGCAUGGCCACGGUGGAGCUGUUCGUGUUCCUGUUUUCGCCACUGAUUCAUCGCAUCAAGGAGUCGGACCUGACCUUCAGGCUGGCCAGUGGCUUGGUAAUAUGGCAGCCCAUGUGGGAGCACCGGCAGCCAGACAUCCCUGCCUUCACUUCCCUCAUCAAACCGGUCCGGAACAUUGUGACGGCAAAGAGGAAUUCCCCAGUCAACAACCAGUGUAGCCCCCGCGGAUCUGCCAACCAAAGUCCCAUGGGCUUCCAGGUGGUCUGUGAAGCCGGCCAGUCAGAUUCCUCCUCCCCAGCAGCUGGUGAGCAGAGCUGUCGUCGUGCCAACUCGGUUGAGAAAGGAGGCACUUCCCAGCAACCCCCAUCAACCAAAGGCCCCUCAAAGAAAAAGACUUCAGCUCCUGCCGGCCUGCCGGCGUCUCUGGCACAUCGAGCUCGGUAUGCCACCUACUUCGACGUCGCAGUGCUGCGGUGCCUGCUGCAUCCUCACUGGAUGGAGGAGGGCGUGCACUGGGCCCUGAUGUACUACCUGCAGCGCCUGAGGCAGAUCAUGGAGGAGAGGCCUGAACGCAACCCAGAACCCCUGAUCACACCUCUGCCACGUCCACGAAGCAGCUCCAUGGUGGCCGCAACGCCCUCGCUGGUCAACACUCACAAGACUCAGGACAUGAGUUUGAAGUGCAACGAAGAAGCCAAAUCUCUGAGCACAGAGACCUUUGCGAAGGUAUCCCUUACCAACUUGCGACGACAGGCAGUCCCCGACUUGUCCUCUGACCUGGGAAUGAACAUCUUCAAGAAGUUCAAGAACCGGCGGGAGGACAGGGAGAGAAAGGGCUCCAUCCCCUUCCAUCAUACUGGGAAGAAGCGCCAGCGUCGCAUGGGUGUACCGUUCCUGCUACACGACGACCACCUGGACGUCUCGCCCACACGAAGCACCUUCUCCUUCGGAAGCUUCCCUGGCCUAGGGGACGAGCGGCGGGCUUUGGACCGCAGUGGCUGGCAGGCCACCAUCAUGGGCAAAUUCACACGCAGAGGCAGCACGGACACAGCUGCCGACGCGGACAGCCUGAGCGCCAAGCACUCCCACUCCCACCACUCUCUGCUCCGAGACAUGCCCGACCAUUCUAACAGCCACAGCGACAACACGGUGAAGGAAGUCCGAUCUCAGAUCUCCACCAUCACCAUGGCGGCAUUCAACACAACGGUUGCGUCCUUCAAUGUGGGCUACGCGGACUUCUUUACCGAGCAUAUGAAGAAACUGUGCAACCCGGUCGCUGUGCCCGAGAUCCCCGUGGAGCCGCUGGCCUGCGCCAACCUUCCACGGAGCCUCACUGACUCGUGCAUCAACUAUUCCUGUCUGGAGGAGGGGGAGAACAUCGAGGGGACCAAUAACUUUGUGCUGAAAAACGGCAUGUUGGACCUAACGGCCGUGCUGCGGGCUCUUUACGCUGUACUCAGCCACGACAUCAGCUCCAGGAUCUGCGAUGUGGGGCUCAACAUCAUCGACUGCCUGCUGCAGCUGGGAGUUGUUCCCGGGAUGGGCCAGAAGCUGUCCAAGCCUGAUAACAAGGAAAACCAGGAGGCACGGGUUAAAGAGCCAGCUGGCCAUAGCCUUGGAGGGGGUGCCCAGGGAGGUGGACCGAUUCCAGGAGCUGGUGGGGGAGGAGAUGGAGGUGGAGGAGGGGGAAGUGGUGGAGGAAGCGGGCAAGGGAGCAAGGAUGAUGUUAAAAAUAACAAGGAUAAUGACAAAAAGGAGGAAGAGGGUUCUGGUUUUAGCACCCACCGGCUAGCUUUAACAAUGCUGAUAAAGAUAGUUAAGUCUCUGGGCUGCGCUUACGGCUGUGGGGAGGGGCAUCGAGGACUAUCCGGAGAUCGGCUUAGGAUGCAGGCCCAGAACUGCCUGACUAAUCUGUAUAAGCUGGACAAGGUGCAGUUUCGCCAAACAAUGCGCGAGUAUGUCAACAAAGACUCCCUCAAUAACAUUGUGGACUUCCUGCACGCACUGCUGGGCUUCUGCAUGGAGCCCAUUACUGACAAGUACGGCAGUGCAGGUGAGAGGUCCAGGAGGGCGAAAAAAAGAAACAUCGACAAGGCAGGCUUUGGCAACAACUUUGCCACGGGGGACAACAAGUCGCUGGCACAGAACAUGGAGGCGGUGGUGGUGGGCUGCAUGUUCAAGUCUCUCAUCACCCGCUGUGCCUCGACCACACAUGAGCUGCACAGCCCUGAGAACCUGGGUCUGUACUGCGACAUCCGCCAGCUGGUUCAGUUUAUAAAAGAGACCCAUGGAAAUGUGUUCCGGAGGGUGGCACUGAGCGCACUCCUGGACAGCGCUGAGAAGGUCACUGCCACUAAGAAACUUGACGAAAAGGAGGACUGCAAACAGUUCGGACCAAGGAGGUCUGAGGUGGGUGUGUCCGGGGAGAAGGGUCAGGUGUCCAGUGCUGCAGAUGAGUGUCGCAGCUACAUCUCCAGUAGACCCCCCCAGACCCCCGAACAUGACGAACAGAUCCCGGGCGCUCUUCUUGGCAGGAAGGACUUCUGGAGGAAGAUGUUUAAGUCCCAGAGUGCCGCCAGCGACACAAGCAGCCAGUCAGAGCAGGACACCUCGGAGUGCACCACUGCACAUUCCGGCACAACUACCGAUCGCCGCUCUCGAUCCAGAUCUCGACGCAUUUCGCUCCGCAAGAAACUCAAACUGCCGAUAGGCAACUGGCUGAAGCGAUCUUCCCUGUCUGGACUCACCGAUGGUGUGGAGGACCUGCUGGAUAUCAGCUCAGUGGACCGGCUCUCCUUCAUACGUCAGAGCUCAAAAGUGAAGUUCACAAGUGCUGUGAAGCUGUCUGAAGGGGGAGCUGUGGUGCCGGAGUACGGCAGGGACGAGGAGGAGAAUUUUUUCAAGCGGCUCGGUAAAUGGAGGUCUGGAAGGAGGAAUCCAUCCAAGCUUCACCACACAGAAGAGAAAGAUGGACCUCAUGGUUUUCAGGAGCGUUUAGCAGCCAGUCAGGAGGCCAUGAAGAAUAAGAAUAUGGUGAACCUGGGAGCGAUCCGUCAGGGGAUGAAGCGCUUCCAGUUUCUUCUUAACUGCUGCGAGCCGGGAACCAUUCCUGAUGCCUCGAUCCUUGCUGCCGCUCUAGACUUGGAGGCUCCAGUUGUGGCCCGUGCUUCCCUUUUCCUGGAAUGUGCCAGAUUCGUCCACCGCUGUAACCGUGGGAACUGGCCAGAGUGGAUGAAAGGCCACCAUGUUAACAUAACCAAAAAGGGCUUAUCCAGGGGUCGGUCGCCGAUAGUGGGCAACAAAAGAAACCAGAAGCUCCAGUGGAACGCGGCCAAACAUUUUUGCCAGUGGGGGGAUGCAAUUGGCACCAGGCUCAGUGAGCUCUGUCAUUCGGACAGCGAGAGUCCCGCGAACAUUCUGGGCUACAUUUACGAUGAAGAGACCAAGCGGAGAAUGAGAAAAGAAGACGAGGAGGAGGAUUAUUUGGAGGACAACACGGUGAAUCCCACAAAAUGCGGCUGCCCUUUUGCUCUGAAGAUGGCCGCCUGUCAGCUGCUGUUGGAAAUCACCACCUUCCUGCGAGAGACUUUCCCCUGCUUGCCUCGCCCUCGAACUGAGCCGCUCGUGGACCUGGACAGCUGCCGUCUGCGUCUGGACCCUGAGCUCGGCCGCCAUCGCUACGAGAGGAAGAUCAGCUUCGCGGGCAUCCUUGAUGAUGAAGACGGGCAUGAUUCUCUCAACAGCAGCAGCCACACUCUGAAGUCUGACACCACGGGAGAUGAGAAAAAGACCCAGGAGGCUCAGGCACCUGUCAGGAAGAUCCGCAUUGGAGGCUCUCGGUUGCUUCAGAUCAAAGGGGCCCGCAGUUUCCGUGUGAAGAAGGGUGGCUCCCUGUCUUCAAUCCGCCGGGCGGGGAGCCUAAAGAGCACCAAGCUGUCCCGGCAGGACUCUGAGUCGGAGAACGAAGAAGGGCUGCUGUCACAAACGCAGAGCAGGGACACAGUCACUGACAUCGGAAGUCCCUUCAGCACCAGUGAACCCAGCAUUGAGCCUGAGGGUCAGAGCUCAGGAGGAACUGAAGACAACUACCACCGCAACAUGUCCUGGCUCCAUAUUAUGAUUCUGCUGUGCAACCAGCAGAGCUUCAUCUGCACACAUAUAGAGUUCUGUCACCCGCGUUGCUACCAGCACCACGGCCGCUCCUGCGCCCGCCUCGUCCGCGCCAUCAAGCUCGUUUACGGUGAGACGGUGGACGGCCUAAAAGAGGACAGCGCCUCUGGUAACAUCGGAGGACGCCCAAAGAAGAACAAGGAGUGUUCAGAUAAAUCCUGCCUGAGAACGCCGUCCAUGAAGAGAAGACCAACCGACUCCAAUGCAGAAGGGAAGAAGGACACAGGCAUGCUCAAGUACAUCCGCAACCAGGUAAUGAGUUUGUCCCCAGCUCCUCUUUCGCUGCUGAUCAAGGCUGCCCCCAUCCUUACUGAUGACAUGUAUGGAGAUAUCCAGCCUGCUGCCUGGGAGCUGCUGCUCAGCGUGGAUGAACAUAUGGCGGCUGCAGCUGCUGCCAUGUUCCUCCUUUGCGCUGUCAAGGUCCCCGAUGCAGUGACCGAAAUGAUGAUGACUGAGUUCCAGCACCAGGAGGCCUGUCAGCGCAUUAACUCCAUCCUAAAGUUCUACACACUGUGGCGUUUUCGCUACCAGGUGUGGCCUCGCAUGGAGGAGGGAGCCCAGCAGAUUUUCAAAAUCCCUCCGCCGAGCAUCAACUUCACUCUGCCGUCUCCAAUCCUGGGCAUGCCUUGUGUCCCCAUAUUCGAUCCCCCCUGGGUGCCGCAGACCACCGGCAGCGUGCAGGACCCAAUAAAUGAAGACCAGUCUAAAUCCUUUUCUGCCCGGGCCGUGUCACGCUCCCACCAGCGAGCCGAGCACAUUCUAAAGAACCUGCAGCAGGAGGAGGAGAAGCGGCGCCUAGGCCGCGAGGCCAGCAUCAUUACGGCUAUCCCCGUGGCUCAGGAGGCCUGCUAUGAGCCCACGUGCAGCCCUCCACCUGAGCAGGAGGAGGAAGCAGAAGAAGUGGUAAACCUGGCAUCCCGCCGUCUGUCCGUCAGCCCGUCUUGUGCCUCCAGUAACUCCCACAGGAACUACUCGUUCCGCCGUGGCUCGGUCUGGUCCGUCCGCUCAAUGGCCAGUGCAGAAGAUGAAGAAAACACAACAGAUCACACUCCUACUCACCACAUGGUUCAGCCGCCUCAAGCGGUCUUCCCAGCAUGCAUCUGUGCUGCAGUCUUACCAAUAGUCCACCUCAUGGAAGACGGAGAAGUCAGAGAGGAUGGCGUGGCUGUGAGUGCUGUUGCCCAGCAGAUCCUGUGGAACUGCCUAAUUGAAGAUCCCGCUCUGGUUCUCCGACACUUCCUGGAAAAACUCACUGUGAGCAACAGACAGGAUGAGCUGAUCUACAUGUUGAGGAAGCUGCUGCUAAACAUCGGGGAUCUGCCCGCUCAGACCUCUCAUAUCCUCUUUAACUACCUGGUGGGGCUGAUCAUGUACUUUGUGCGCACUCCUUGCGAGUGGGGAAUGGACGCUAUCUCGGCCACGCUGACCUUCCUGUGGGAGGUGGUCGGCUACGUGGAGGGGCUCUUCUUUAAAGACUUGAAGCAGACCAUGAAGAAGGAGCAGUGUGAGGUCAAACUGCUCGUCACUGCGUCAAUGCCAGGAACUAAAACACUUGUGGUGCAUGGCCAGAAUGAGUGUGACAUCCCUACUCAGCUGCCUGUCCAUGAAGACACCCAGUUUGACGCUCUACUGAAGGAGUGCCUUGAAUUUUUCAACAUUCCUGAAGCCAGAUCAGCUCACUACUUCCUAAUGGACAAAAGAUGGAACCUCAUCCACUACAACAAGACUUAUGUUAGAGACAUCUACCCUUUCCGAAGGUCAGUUUCUCCUCAGCUCAACCUAGUCCACAUGCUGCCUGAGAAAGGACAAGAGCUGAUCCAGAAACAGGUGUUCACCCGUAAACUGGAGGAAGUUGGUCGGGUCCUCUUCCUGAUAUCUCUCACCCAACACAUGCCAGCGGUGCACAAGCAGUCCCACGUCUCCCUGCUGCAGGAAGACCUGCUUCGACUUCCCUCCUUCCCUCGAACUGCCAUUGAUGCAGAGUUCUCCCUCUUCAAUGAGCCACAAGGCAAGGAGUUGUUCGGUUUGGACACCCUCCACAAGGUGCUGUGGAUCAAGCUGCUGGAGGAAAUGUUUCUGGGCAUGCCCAGCGAGUACCCCUGGGGGGACGAAAUGAUGCUGUUUCUCAAUGUCUUCAACGGAGCGCUGCUGCUUCACCCGGAGGACAGCUCCCUCCUAAGGCAGUACACUGCCACUGCCAUCAACACGGCCGUCCACUUCAACCACCUCUUUUCCCUGAGUGGAUACCAGUGGAUCCUGCCCACUAUGAUGCAGGUGUAUGCAGACUAUGAAAGCAACCCUUUGCUACGACAGGGCAUUGAGUUUUGCUGCCGCCAGUUCUACAUCCUCCACAGAAAGCCCUUCAUCCUCCAGCUGUUUGCAAGUGUCGCUCCACUGCUGGAAUUCACUACGAGUACCAGCACCGGUUUAUCAAAAGGAGUGUCGGCUCAGUGUCUGUUCGACCUGCUGGUGUCUUUGGAAGGAGAAACCCAGGACGCUCUGGAUGCUCUGGAGCUGGUCAAGGCAGAGAAACCUCUUCGCUCUCUUGACUUCUGCUACGGUAAUGAAGACUUAGCCUUCUCCAUCAGUGAGGCCAUCAAGUUGUGUGUAACUGUUGUCGCCUACGCGCCUGAGUCCUUCAGGAGCCUUCAGAUGCUGAUGGUGCUGGAAGCUUUGGUUCCCUGCUUCCUUCAGAAGCUUAAGAGCAACACGGCCACAAUGGAGUCCGCGUCUGCCGCCAGGGACGAGAUAGCAGCCAUUGCCGCAAUGGCCACAUCCCUCCAGGCUCUUCUCUACAGCUCUGAGGCCCUCACCAGACCAAUGACCGCCCCACAGAUGUCCCGCUGCGAUCAGGGCCAUAAGGGAGGCACUGCAGCCAACCAUGCUAUGUCCGGAGGCGUCAACACCAGGGACAAUCUCCACCUACUGGAGGAGGGUCAAGGCAUGCCGAGGGAAGAGCUGGACGAGCGCCUCGCCAGGGAGGAGUUCCGCCGGCCGCGGGAGUCCCUGUUAAACAUCUGCACAGAGUUUUAUAAACACUGCGGACCUCGACUCAAGAUCCUGCAGAACAUCGCUGGAGAGCCACGGGUCACUGCACUGGAGCUACUGGACAUCAAAUCCCACAUGAGGUUGGCAGAAAUCGCCCACGCCCUGCUCAAGCUGGCGCCCUACGACACCCUGACCAUGGAAAGCCGAGGCCUGCGGCGCUACAUCAUGGAGAUGCUGCCCAUCACCGACUGGUCAUCUGAAGCCGUGCGCCCCGCCCUUAUCCUCAUCCUCAAAAGGCUGGACCGAAUGUUCAACAAGAUCCACAAGAUGCCCACGCUCAGGUGCGCUCGCCCACAGGCACUGUGCACAAGGAGACAAGUGGAAUGGGAGGCGGCCAGCAAUCUGAUUGAAGGAAUCUGUCUGACUCUGCAGCGCCAGCCAAUCAUCUCCUUCCUCCCACACCUUCGCUCACUGAUUAACGUCUGCGUGAACCUGGUGAUGGGUGUAGUUGGUCCCUCCAGCGUGGCGGAUGGACUGCCCCUCCUCCACCUCAGCCCAUACCUCUCUCCUCCGCUUCCUUUCAGUACGGCUGUCGUCCGGCUGGUUGCUCUGCAGAUUCAGGCCUUGAAAGACGACUUUCCUCUCAGUCACGUGAUCUCGCCUUUCACCAAUCAGGAGAGGCGAGAGGGGAUGCUGCUUAAUCUGCUUAUUCCCUUUGUUCUGACAGUGGGCUCUGGAAGCAAAGAUAGCCCCCACCUUGAGCAGCCGGAGAUCUUCCUGCUCCUUCAGACUGUCAUCAACAUCCUGCUACCUCCUCGGAUCAUCUCCACCUCCCGCACCAAGAACUUCAUGUUGGAUGCGUCGCCGGCUCACUGCUCUACACCCGGAGACACGGGGAAGGAUCUGCGUAGGGAGGGAUUAGCAGAGUCCACCAGCCAGGCUGCAUAUCUUGCUCUGAAGGUGGUGUUGGUUUGCUUUGAACGUUCACUGGGAAACCAGUGGUAUCGUCUGAGUCUGCAGGUCAAAGAGAUGGCUUUGAGGAAGGUGGGUGGCUUGGCUUUCUGGGACUUCAUCGACUUCAUUGUGCGGACCCGCAUCCCUAUUUUUGUCCUCCUGAGACCCUUCAUACAAUGCAAGUUACUAACCCAACCAGCUGACUCCCAAGAGGAGAUUACCGCACGCCACCACAUUGCUGACCAGCUUGAGCGACGCUUCAUCCCAAGACCUCUCUGCAAGAGCUCACUCUUUGCAGAGUUCAACAAUGAACUCAAGAUCCUCAAAGAGGCUGUACACAGUGGCUCUGCAUACCAAGGAAAGACAUCAAUCAGCACAGUGGGCACCUCUACGUCAGCCUACCGGCUCAGUUUGGCCACCAUGUCACGCUCCAAUACGGGCACCGGCACGGUUUGGGAACAGGAUAGCCAGCCGUCACGCCAACCAUCACAGGACACACUCAGCCGCACUGACGAGGACGAUGAAGAGAAUGACUCCAUAAGUAUUCCCAGCGUUGUGAGUGAGCAUGAGGCUUUCCUGCCCAGGGUAAUGUCACAGCGGCGUUUCUCCAGCCAUGUCACCGGCUCAGCGACCUCUCAACCUGAAAAUCCCCGCACUACCAUGCUGCCCAGCCAAAGUGAACCAAAUGUGCUAGAUGAAUCCCAGGGCCUUCUGCAGGAGGGUAACCUCUCUAGAGUUGCCAGCGUGCAAAGUGAACCUGGCCAGCAGAACCUCCUAAUCCAAGCGCCACUAGGAAGAAAGCGCGGACUCAGACAGCUGCGACGCCCCCUGCUGUCCAUUCCAAAGACUGAACCGCGAGGGCGUUCGGGAGCUAGACUCUCCACAACUCGAAGGAGCAUCCAGCCUAAAAACAAACCCCUGGAAACUUUAUUGGACUGUGAAGCACAUGGAGACCAGAAGAGGUCUGUCACCUUUACAGAGACUCAAGGCCAGCAGGCGUCACCAAACACUGCAGAGCCUCCAGGUGAAGCCAGGAAGGCCAGUCCGGCUCAGUCAAAGUCCCCCACACUGGAAGUGCCCUCAUCUACAGUCACAGCCGACCUGCAUGGGCCUGCAAACACACAGGUUCCUUCAGCCUUGAGCAGCAAGGAGAAGAGGGAGCAGUGGGGUCUCCGCAGCAGUCUCUCCCCUCCCCCCUCCAUUUCCCGGCCCUCCACCCCCACACCCCCCUCCCGGACCUGCACCCCUCUCCCUCUGUCUCGCACCUCCUCCCCGCUUCCUCCUCCGCUCCCAGUGCUAAGCACAGCACCCGCCCCGGGCCCCCCCCCGCCACCACCGCUGCCGCCGGUCUCCCUGCUCCCGCUUGCGCCCUCCAGCAUCAGAGAGAGCCCCGGAGAUGAGGACACGACAGCGCUGCUACCCCGCGGUGACGCCCUGCUGCAGCUUAGCGAGGACGACGGCACUGAGAACCCGCUCCUCGCCCCACUGCUGUCCCCCGUGCCAGCUCGACGCUCCCCCCGUCGAUCCCCUCUCCCUCUCUCCCCUGUCGACUUGGACCUGGACGAGUCCCACGUGUGAGAGGACCCAAGGACAGUAUUUUUCAUUACGGUUUAGGUUUUCAAUGUGACAAUCGAAACGUUUGAAGAACUGGACUAAAACAAUGGGAUGAAUGUAUAUUAACUACAGCAGACAUCUACCUAUCUCAUCAACUCCAUCAUAGUUUUUUUUUAAUCAGACGGUUUUAAACAAUUUCCUUCACAGAGAUUUAUUUUUUAAAUAAUAUUUUCACUCAAACAUGUGAUUCUUAAAUAUUAGAACCAAUAUCAUAUAAGAGCUUAUUGGCAUAAGAUGCCUUUCUCAUUUAUUGCAGUUUACAAUCUCACAUUGACAAAUGUAGAAAAAUCCACCUUUAACUGCUUACAGACAAUUAGGAAUUUGCCUCCAACUUCAUGCAGCCAAGAUGGCGUAGGUACUCCACUAAUGCUGGUUGCUGCACAUUUUACACACAGCAGGGAUUGAAUUUGGAAGCACUUUGGUGCCACCUAGAAGUAGGAGUUAGGCCCAAUUAUGUCUAAUUUCACAAAUGUGCAUACUAAAUUCAUAUUUAAUGUAUGUGCCAUAUAUUCAAAUAAACUAUUUCUAUGUAAGUUGGCAUCUACUUGACAGCAAAAACAAAAUAAGCUUUUUUGUAAGUGUAAUUCUAAAUUCAGGCAGGUAGAUACAGUGGCCGAGAGAUGCACAGAAAAUGGUUAAACGUGCUGCAAACACAAAACGAGCUGCGAACACAUAAAUGAUGCAAACACACAAACACAAAAAAACAACUAAAAGUUAUAAAACAAAUGCAGAGAAAAACAGCUGUUUAACUUAAAUAUAAUCACGACACAAGGGUUUCAAUGAAGAUUGCUACAACGACUAACAUUACUAUUACAAACAAACUAUUAUAAAUCAAAGUCUCUAGAAUGCUAAUAUUAAGGACGUAAAUAUUCAGUUCUAUAAUAUUGUAAAAGAUUAAGUGUUUAAAAAGACACGAAAGAAAAUGUACCUUUUCUAUCUUCCGUCCAAGUUUCUUAUCAGUUAAUGUUUACCAAUGCCACUUUUUCACUCGCUUUAGGAUUCGUGGCUCAGCUCCACUCUGUUUCGCUCUACUCGGUUUAUCAGUUGUUUUUCCACUGACCCACUGAAGGCUGAAGCUCCACCUCCAGCCGUCAGUGCAGUGCGCUGUGCUGUUAUUAACGUUACUGUGUGACAUUGUCACAUGACGGUAAUCUGCGUGAAACGAUAAAAAAAUGAAUAAUUAAAUAGAAAACAUAAAUAAACCAAAUACUAAUAAUGCUUGAAUGCAAGGAUGUCUUAUAUAUCUUUUUUCUUGGUUGAAAUGAUCUACUGGGGUAAUUAUCUGAUGAAGUUUUUGUCUCAUCCAUGGCAAUAACGAGGACAAGAGCUUUAAAGCGCAAAAACACAGACUUCUGACCGCGGUGAAGUAACUUUUUGGUUGGAUAUUGGAUAUUGGUGCACUGCGGAUUCAGUGAGAUCUUCCUCCAAUUUCCAAACCAAACACACUGUUUCAUUGUGUUGUUUGUUGUGUUUUGGGGGAAAUGUUUUUGCGUCUGACAGCUGAUAUUAUGUGUAAUCAGCUGGUUUAGGAUGUUAUUAAAUACAGCAGCCCACCUGUGUGAGGUUCAAAAAGCUGAUGUGUCCUUUUUCUUUUCUUUCAGCCUUCAGGCAUUGUUUAUAAUUUGUAAAUACUAAAAUUAUAUUUCAAUUUGACCAACACUGGCAAAUGUGGUCCUUAAUAUUAUUGUAGUUGCUCUUGAGUUUUAUUACCUUUUCCAUGCACUACCUCCUCGAAAACCUUCUCAUUUCUCCUGAUCCCAUGACCAUCAGUGAACAGGAGUCUGUUCACAUCACAUGUAAUCCCGACUAUCCCCCGGUCAUACCUGUAUAGUAGCAAGGACCAAAAACUAGGUACUAGUAUCGAAAAAACAGUAAUGGAAAUGCUCGCAAAGCGGGUCGAGUAGGGCCAAAUCCAGUCAGUGGAAAAGGGGCAUAAGGCUCUGGUCCCAUUGGACUUGGUGGUCAACUCCUACUAGUGGUCUGGCGCACAUCUGUUUUGUGGAGCUAGUUUGCAGUUUUUCCUAACUUGCAGUUGUUUUGCCAUUUGCAGCAUUUUCCCUUUGCAGUUGUUUUAUAACUUGCAGUUGUUUUUUGGGUUUGUGUGUUUGCAUCAUUCUCCAGCUCAUUCAACCGUUUGCUACACGUUUGCACCUGUUGGCCACCGUAGGUAGGGGUUUAAUUUGAGUUCCAUUUACUCAGUUGAUAAAAAAAAAAAAAAAUCACAAAUGUCAUACACUAUUAACUGGCCCACAGCAUCACAGCUCCUCUACUGUACCUAAUUUAUUUGCUUUGUUUUAUGCCAGUUAAAAUCCCAGUAGAAUUUAGUAAAAUCAACAAGUUUAUUUUGGUGAUGGUUGGACAGAAAUGGCUUUUUCUUGGCAUCACUCCCAAACAAGAGGUCAGCAGGUAGAUGGUGUCUAAUGGUUGUUAUGGGAACACGGGCCCUUGUCUAGUCUUGUCACAGUACUUGAUUUUCUAGAUGUUUUAUUUACUGCUCUGAAUGCAGAUGUUUUUGGGAGUACCUAUCGUGUCUUAGUCUCACCAUAUUUAUACCCCAGGGGAACCAGGAAGUCGCAGUUUAAUAGAGUUCCUAGACGCUCUGAAUUUAAAAGGGAACGUUUAGAUUAAAACAAUUCUUCCGUUACAUUUGUUUUAUAGGAUGUUUUAAUGUCAGGAUGGGAUUUGUUUUUAAGUGCAUUUCAUUUAAAGCAGGGAUGUCAAACUCCAGUCCUCGAGGGCCGGUGUCCUCAAACUUUUAGAUGUGUCCCUGGUCCAACACACCUGAAUCUUUGGCCAAAUUACUCCUCAGUAUGCAGUCAAGUUUUCCAGUAUCCUGCUAAUGACCUAAGUAUUAGAUUCAGGUGUGUUGAAGCAGAGGAACAUCGGAAGUUACGCUGUAACUAUGGCUAUGGUUUCGUGAAUUCCUGGAUGACUGCCAGCGGCAGUAAACAAAGUUGAUAUGUCUCCUCGUGCUCCGCGCAUGUCAAGAUUAAAUGCCUCCCGACCCCGUGGGUCUGGGAAGGGGUCCCCCUGGUCCUCAAGGGACUGAAACUCUGAAUUGGAGGCCCUCACAGAGAUUCUAUCAUCCUCCAGGUCCUCCCCAGACUCCCAAGCUGCUGCUUGGAAGGAAGGCGUGGGGUCUGGAGCCUUGAGUAAAGCCUUGAGCUGCUCCACCUCAGCCCUCAAAGAGUCCACUUCCUGGCAACCGGCAAACUGCUACAGUUCAUACAUGGGUCCGUCAGCGCCUCCCUGAUAUGACCCACGCCCAGGCAUUUGGGGCACAGAUCAUGUGUCCUACUUCCCUUCUUUCUGUAUUUGCAUCUUUUUGUCUUUUCACAGUUGUGUCCUUUCUUCCUUAUUUACUUCUUUGUUACCUUCCUUCUUUUCUCUCUAUCCUUCCAUUCUUUGCUUCCAGUUGCUCUUUUUUUUUCAUUUAAAGCCUUCUCACUAUAGAAAUAUCAGCUAUAAAUAAAUUGUGGACUUAUUAGUAUUUUAUAUUUUAAAAUACAAAAGACCAAAAACUCUGGGAAGUCUGGACAGUUGUGGAAAUUGUACAUGACAAAACAUGUAGGAAACCUGCAAUUAUUGAGGGCUUUUUACAAAUCUUCACCAUAUUAACCUCUAAAAAACCUCUGAAAAAAGAAUUUAGUCUUUUUGUUAUACUAUGUAUGUAUUUAAAACAUAGUAAAAUAGGAGUGAAAAUGUAUUAAUAUUUCUGUGUGUGUUAGUGACCUGGUCAUAAAAAUAUGUAUUUUAAGCCAUGAGGAGCCAUCAGAUUGUGUGAAGUGCAAAGCAGCAAAACUUUCACAGUUGGCCCAUUUUCAGAGAAAAGCAAUAUUUAAUCAGCUCAGUGCCCCUUUAAAUAUACAUAUAGAUUAUGCAUAUAUUUAGAUAUUAUGCAUUGAUUGUGCUCUAAUAGAAAAAAUUAUGGAAAUGACAAAUACAAGGUUGGAACCCUUGAGGACUUGUAGAUUAUCUCUAAUUUGCUUGUUUCUUGUACUGCUGUAUGUCUCUGCAUAUUGUGUUCUUCACCAAACUGCUGUCUCUGAAGCAAAAUGUUUUAGACGGUUGUCCUGAUGUAUGUGUCCAUGAUGUUGUUGUUCAGCAGAAAGACUCCAACUGUGAUGAAGCGAUGCUCAUGUCAUGCCUUAAGGAGGAAAUGUUUCUUUAUCCAUGCAUCUGUGUAGCUUCAGUAAAAUCUCUAGUGAGGAAAAUGUUAACUGACACGGAUCAUGUUGGGUGUUUUGUGCCAUAAUCUACACCAAUAGGUCAUAGCUGCUUUCUGUUUUCUGUCCACUGGUAAUACAACUCUUUGAUUGGAAACCUGUAAUCAUGGCUGCAAAACACAUUAUUGUCCUAUAUAAAGCGAAUUAACAGUGUACUUGGUUCAUUCUUACACCAAUAUCAAAUCUUGGUGUUAUAACACUGUUUUGCCAGUAUGUGGCAGUAUAUUCCAAACCUGCCAGACUAAGAAAGUGUUAAGUUUGUUGAACUGUUGUUUCCUUUUAUAAAUGUCUUACAUUCUGUCUUGUUUGAUCAAACCUUAAAUAUUUCUCAAAUAUCUAAAUAAACAAAUAUUGUUUACAGUG